GUAUCACCUUCUUCUUGUGUUUAAGGAGAAAAAUGGCGAAAAUCGACUUGCUUUUGCUAACGCUUUGCGCUAUUCUUCUUCUUCCUUACGCCCAUGCGUUUACUGCUUCUGGAUGGACCCGUGCUCACGCCACCUUCUAUGGCGGUAGCGAUGCUUCAGGAACAAUGGGGGGUGCUUGUGGGUACGGUAACUUGUACUCAACGGGUUAUGGUACAAGAACUGCUGCACUAAGUACUGCUCUUUUCAACGACGGAGCGGCGUGCGGCCAAUGCUUCAAACUCAUAUGCGAUUACAAGGCGGACCCGCGGUGGUGCAUCAAAGGAACGUCGGUAACAAUCACCGCCACCAAUUUCUGCCCACCGAACUUUGCUCAGCCGAGCGACGAUGGAGGAUGGUGCAACCCGCCACGCCAACAUUUCGACAUGGCGCAACCUGCUUGGGAGAAAAUUGGAAUCUAUCGAGGUGGAAUCGUCCCUAUUAUCUAUCAAAGAGUACCUUGUAAGAAACACGGUGGAGUUAGGUUCACCAUCAACGGUCGAGACUACUUUGAGCUUGUUUUGAUAAGCAACGUCGCCGGUGCUGGAUCGAUUCAAUCGGUGCAGGUGAAGGGAUCGAAAACCGGAUGGAUGGCAAUGUCGAGAAAUUGGGGAGCUAACUGGCAAUCAAAUUCUUACCUUAAUGGUCAAUCGAUGUCGUUUAAGGUGACAACCAGCGAUGGUGUGACAAAAACUUUCACCAAUAUUGUUCCAGCCAGUUGGGGAUUCGGUCAGACAUUUUCGAGCCCAUUGCAGUUUUAAGAUGAUCGGAAUUAUGGUUUUAUCGACGGCAGCGGCGUGCUUACUCUUUUUUGGUGGAAGCAGCCCGCCGGUCAGAGAUUUUUCAUUAUUGUUAUUUGUUAUCAUGCAAGUUUUAUUAUUAUAUCAUUUGUAACAAUAUAAUUUUGUUGUUGUUAAGACAAGACGUUAUAAUUAUAAGAUUGGUGUUUCUAUAUA
Messenger RNA from Helianthus annuus (common sunflower), 992 nucleotides. Its product is annotated as expansin-A1. The transcript has 3 exons. Gene Ontology annotation, biological process: plant-type cell wall organization. Lineage: Eukaryota; Viridiplantae; Streptophyta; Magnoliopsida; Asterales; Asteraceae. Bases 33 to 797 code for a protein of 254 amino acids. Gene Ontology annotation, cellular component: extracellular region. The record is from RefSeq and is a predicted model, not a curated record.